CUUUGUCGGAUUGCAGUUCGAAUCUCGUAGAGGAACAGCUGCCUUUCUUUCCAGAGCAUAUUCCUUUAUGACGACUGAAGGGCAUAGAAAAAGCCUAAAAGUUUUCUAGUACAUGAAGAGUAGCUUAUUGUAUUUGUAGUACUAUACUGCAAACCGGUUUGGUCAUUUUCAUAGAUGAAGUUCCUGCUAGUAACAAGUUUCUCACUCUGCAUUUUUAGCUUGAUGUUAGGUGUACCUAGUACUACACCUCUAACCCACGUCGAGAUCGAAGUCGAUGGCUUGGAGGAGCUAGGGAAUGACGGAAGCCUCCUCGCUGAUCGCGAAGACCAGAACAAGGCCACAGAGGGCACAGCCACCGGUGGCUGCAUUGAACCGACCACGACUGCUCUUUCUGAGGAUCGUGCUGGAGAAACGGCACUACACGACGAGGAUAUUUUGAUGGAUCACGACGGCGACAAUCAAGAUAGUAGUACACCUCCUGAUGCAGUGAUUCGUCCUCAAGAAGAAGAUGGCGACACCCUCAUCCAGCUUGACGAGGGUGCUAUCAUAAUACAACGUUCUUCAUCAACAUCACUUGCAGAUUCUGAUGAUGAUGAAGAAGAUGAUCAUUAUCAUGAGAGCUUGGAGCGGGAAACAGACAAUGACAAGGACAGCAUAGCCACCUCCGUUCAACAGAAUGUGCAGAAAGUACUUGAAGCGUUGGCGGAACAAAAAGCGGAACAUCAUGAUCAAGAAG
This is a messenger RNA of Amoebophrya sp. A25, 736 nucleotides long. Lineage: Eukaryota; Dinophyceae; Syndiniales; Amoebophryaceae. The record is from the annotation of a GenBank genome assembly.